AAAAUCGUGAAAAGCUUCCAUUCAAUCAUCGUGGUGGAUCUAAACCAUUUGCAUUUCAUCGUCAGCAUAACUCAAUGAGUGUUGCCACUGGAGAGUUGCAAGGGGAAGUGGAGUUAUUUCGUGCCACUCACUACAAUGAAAGUAAGGGAUGGAUCAAUGACACAGCUAAAUCUCGAUAUGAAGAGAUGCGUAAGCUUCAAGAGCAGAGUACCCAAGAUGGAGAUACUCCUAUCUCUGACUUGGAGAUAACUCAAAGAGUACUAGGGAAGCGAUCAGGUUAUAUUCGAGGUUUGGGAUAUGGGUCACGACUUAAGCGUUCGACUACAACUGAAUUUCCUGAUGAAGAAACAGAGAGGUUACGACAACAAAUCACAAAGUUAGAGGAGUUUAAAACAACAGCUACCACUCAAUUGGAGGAGUUAAAGGCAAUGAUCCAGACUUUAAUGCCACGACAAACCAACACUUCUAACCAACCACCACCUCAUUCUAGCUCAACUUCCCAACCACCACUGUCACCAUCGAGUUGAUAUUAUUAUGUGGUUUGCUAUUAUUUAUUGGUCACUUUUAUUUUAGACAAUAUUCGAAUGGUACUUGGACAAUGUUAUUUGCACGUAUGUUUUGCAUUGA
Molecule: messenger RNA, 627 nt
Organism: Vitis riparia (riverbank grape)
Lineage: Eukaryota; Viridiplantae; Streptophyta; Magnoliopsida; Vitales; Vitaceae
Exons: 3
Coding region: 75-527 (150 amino acids)
Source: RefSeq, a predicted model, not a curated record